GAGUCCGAAUCUUCUAUCCCGCAAUUUAUGUAGCCAUAAAACAAAAACAAAAGCGUCUACUGUAUCCAUCAUUAUAUGUUCUCUUCUUUUAUUGCGCAUGUCUAUAUAUAUAUAAUAUAUAUAUAGACAUAUAGUACAUUUGAGAUAACAUAUCCAUUAUUUUUCCGCAAUAUAUAUUCCCAUUUCUUAGCUCUUUUCCCCAAUAACUCCACCUUUUCAACAAGCUUAGAGAAAAAACAUAGUGUAAGAUGGGUAGCCAGGAUUCAGAAAGAGUGAUCACAGGGUGGGCUGCUAGAGACCCUUCUGGUGUUCUCUCCCCUUACUCCUUUCCUCUCAGGAAUACAGGAGCAGAAGAUGUAUACAUAAAGGUGCUAUCCUGUGGAAUAUGUCACACUGAUCUUCAUCAAGCCAAGAAUGAUCUUGGCAUGUCUCGCUACCCUAUGGUUCCCGGACAUGAGGUGGUAGGUGAAGUGGUGGAGGUAGGAUCAAAUGUAAACAAGUUCAAAGUCGGUGAUCAGGUCGGAGUUGGGGUGAUCGUCGGAUGCUGUAGGACCUGCCAUCCUUGCAAGGCAGAAGAAGAGCAGUAUUGUAACAAGAAGAUCUGGUCCUACAAUGAUGUCUACACUGACGGUAACCCAACACAAGGAGGCUUUGCCACAAAUAUGAUUGUUGAUCAAAAGUUUAUAGUGAAAAUACCAGAUGGAAUGAAACCAGAGCAAGCAGCACCACUACUAUGUGCAGGACUGACAGUAUACAGCCCACUAAAACAUUUCGGGCUGAACAAGAGUGGGCUGAAAGGAGGGAUAUUGGGCCUGGGAGGUGUGGGCCAUAUGGGAGUAAAGAUAGCGAAAGCAAUGGGGCAUCACGUGACAGUGAUAAGCUCAUCUGAUAAGAAGAAAAAGGAAGCAUUGGAUGAUUUGGGUGCUGAUGAAUAUGUAGUGAGCUCAAAUGCUGAGAAAAUGCAAGAGUUGAGUGACUCACUUGACUACAUUAUUGACACCAUACCGGUGCAUCACCAACUCGAACCUUACCUUCCACUCUUGAAGUUGAAUGGGAAGUUGAUUUUGAAUGGUGUUAUCAGUACUCCUCUUUCGUUCCUCACUCCAAUGGUCAUGCUUGGGAGGAAGUCCAUUACAGGAAGCUUUAUAGGAAGCAUGAAGGAAACAGAGGAGAUGCUACAAUUCUGCAAUGAAAAAGGUUUAAAAUCUCAGAUUGAGAUUGUUAAGAUGGAUUACGUUAACCAAGCUAUGGAAAGGCUUGAGAAGAACGAUGUUCGAUACAGGUUCGUUGUCGAUGUUGCCGGCAGUAAGCUUGAUGAUCAAUAAGUUUUUCCGUUCACACCAUUCAUGAGUCAUGACUCAUGAGAAAGUAAGACGGGAACUUGAAUUGAAUUUGGAGAAAUAGAGAGUGGCAAACUUUAUACUUGUUUGUUUUUACUUUUUGGUUUCAAUUUGUUCAACUUUUAUUGAAUUCAUCUUCGUGACGUUGACAACUCACUGUUAACUAAAUCGUUGCGUUUGUAAUGUGUAUAUGGAUGUCAAUUACUCUCUCACUUCCUUAAAA
Messenger RNA from Spinacia oleracea (spinach), 1563 nucleotides. Its product is annotated as probable cinnamyl alcohol dehydrogenase 1. The record is from RefSeq and is a predicted model, not a curated record. Gene Ontology annotation, molecular function: zinc ion binding; oxidoreductase activity, acting on the CH-OH group of donors, NAD or NADP as acceptor. The transcript has 5 exons. Lineage: Eukaryota; Viridiplantae; Streptophyta; Magnoliopsida; Caryophyllales; Amaranthaceae. Bases 249 to 1325 code for a protein of 358 amino acids.